Messenger RNA from Lachnellula hyalina, 897 nucleotides. It is a transcript of the gene ATP3, whose product is annotated as ATP synthase subunit gamma, mitochondrial. The transcript is spliced from 4 exons. Gene Ontology annotation, molecular function: proton-transporting ATP synthase activity, rotational mechanism. NCBI's taxonomy places the organism in Eukaryota, Fungi, Ascomycota, Leotiomycetes, Helotiales, Lachnaceae. The record is from RefSeq and is a predicted model, not a curated record. Bases 1 to 897 code for a protein of 298 amino acids. Gene Ontology annotation, biological process: proton motive force-driven ATP synthesis.
AUGCUUUCAAGAGCUGUCCGACCAGCUUUGAAGGCUGGCGCUGCGGCGUCUGUCAGGCCAGUUGCUGCACCUGCCGCUACCUUCGCGACCCUUCGUGAGAUCGAACAGCGCCUGAAGUCAAUCAGCAAUAUCGAGAAGAUCACCAAGACCAUGAAGAUUGUCGCUUCCACCAAGCUCAACCGCGCCCAACGUGCGAUGACAGAGUCUCGUCAAUAUGGUAAAACGUCAAACACCGUGUUUGAGCAAGCCGAGACGAAGCCGUUGGAGAGUGAAGGCAAGAAGACCUUGAUCGUGGUUUCCGGCUCCGACAAGGGACUAUGCGGUGGUAUUCACUCUGGAUUGUCGAAGCAGGUCCGCCGGAUGCUUGUCGAAACCCCCGAUGCUGAUAUUGUUGUUCUGGGCGAGAAGUGCAAGGCUCAAUUGUCUCGUUCAAAUGGAAAGAACAUAGUUCUAAGCUUCAACAAUGUCGGAAAGAAUAUCCCAACAUUCGCAGAAGCCCAAGCAAUCGCAGACCAGAUCUCUCUCCUCCCAGCGGACUAUGCUUCCAUUCAGAUUGUCUACAACAAGUUCGUCAAUGCCACAUCCUACGAGCCCACCCCAGUUGAAGCUUUCUCCGAGGAAGCAAUCAAGGAAUCCCCCAACUUUUCUGCUUUCGAGAUUGACGACGAGGUUCUUACCAACUUCCGCGAAUAUGCCCUCUCCAACACUCUGUUCUGGGCUCUUGCUGAAGGCCACGCUUGUGAAAUCUCCGCACGUCGUAACGCUAUGGAUAAUGCUUCCAAGAACGCUGGAGACAUGAUCAGCAAAUACCAAAUUCUGUACAACAGAACGCGUCAAGCCGUUAUUACUGGAGAGUUGGUCGAGAUUAUUACUGGUGCUUCUGCCUCGGAGGAAUAA